Molecule: messenger RNA, 7587 nt
Organism: Schistocerca americana (American grasshopper)
Lineage: Eukaryota; Metazoa; Arthropoda; Insecta; Orthoptera; Acrididae
Product: collagen alpha-1(IV) chain-like
Exons: 4
Coding region: 1-7587 (2528 amino acids)
Source: RefSeq, a predicted model, not a curated record
AUGAAGGAAAGGCAGCGCAAGGAAAGGCAGCGCAAGGAAAGGCAGCGCAAGGAAAGGCAGCGCAAGGAAAGGCAGCGCAAGGAAAGGCAGCGCAAGGAAAGGCAGCGCAAGGAAAGGCAGCGCAAGGAAAGGCAGCGCAAGGAAAGGCAGCGCAAGGAAAGGCAGCGCAAGGAAAGGCAGCGCAAGGAAAGGCAGCGCAAGGAAAGGCAGCGCAAGGAAAGGCAGCGCAAGGAAAGGCAGCGCAAGGAAAGGCAGCGCAAGGAAAGGCAGCGCAAGGAAAGGCAGCGCAAGGAAAGGCAGCGCAAGGAAAGGCAGCGCAAGGAAAGGCAGCGCAAGGAAAGGCAGCGCAAGGAAAGGCAGCGCAAGGAAAGGCAGCGCAAGGAAAGGCAGCGCAAGGAAAGGCAGCGCAAGGAAAGGCAGCGCAAGGAAAGGCAGCGCAAGGAAAGGCAGCGCAAGGAAAGGCAGCGCAAGGAAAGGCAGCGCAAGGAAAGGCAGCGCAAGGAAAGGCAGCGCAAGGAAAGGCAGCGCAAGGAAAGGCAGCGCAAGGAAAGGCAGCGCAAGGAAAGGCAGCGCAAGGAAAGGCAGCGCAAGGAAAGGCAGCGCAAGGAAAGGCAGCGCAAGGAAAGGCAGCGCAAGAGGGGAGAGAAGGCAAGAGGGGGAGAGAAGGCAAGAGGGGGAGAGAAGGCAAGAGGGGGAGAAGAAGGCAAGAGGGGAAAAGAAGGCAAGAGGGGAAAGAAGGCAAGAGGGGAAAAGAAGGCAAGAGGGGAAAAGAAGGCAAGAGGGGAAAAGAAGGCAAGAGGGGAAAAGAAGGCAGAGAGGGGAAAAGAAGGCAAGAGGGGAAAAGAAGGCAAGAGGGGAAAAGAAGGCAAGAGGGGGAAAAGAAGGCAAGAGGGGAAAAGAAGGCAAGAGGGGAAAAGAAGGCAAGAGGGGAAAAGAAGGCAAGAGGGGAAAAGAAGGCAAGAGGGGAAAAGAAGGCAAGAGGGGGAAAAGAAGGCAAGAGGGGAAAAGAAGGCAAGAGGGGAAAAGAAGGCAAGAGGGGAAAAGAAGGCAAGAGGGGAAACGAAGGCAAGAGGGGAAAAGAAGGCAAGAGGGGAAAAGAAGGCAAGAGGGGAAAAGAAGGCAAGAGGGGAAAAGAAGGCAAGAGGGGAAAAGAAGGCAAGAGGGGGAAAAGAAGGCAAGAGGGGAAAAGAAGGCAAGAGGGGAAAAGAAGGCAAGAGGGGAAAAGAAGGCAAGAGGGGAAAAGAAGGCAAGAGGGGAAAAGAAGGCAAGAGGGGAAAAGAAGGCAAGAGGGGGAAAAGAAGGCAAGAGGGGGAAAAGAAGGCAAGAGGGGAAAAGAAGGCAAGAGGGGGAAAAGAAGGCAAGAGGGGAAAAGAAGGCAAGAGGGGAAAGAAGGCAAGAGGGGGAAAAGAAGGCAAGAGGGGGAAAAGAAGGCAAGAGGGGGAAAGAAGGCAAGAGGGGGAAAGAAGGCAAGAGGGGGAAAGAAGGCAAGAGGGGGGAAAGAAGGCAAGAGGGGGAAAGAAGGCAAGAGGGGGGAAAGAAGGCAAGAGGGGGAAGAAGGCAAGAGGGGGAAAGAAGGCAAGAGGGGGAAAGAAGGCAAGAGGGGGAAAGAAGGCAAGAGGGGGAAAGAAGGCAAGAGGGGGAAAGAAGGCAAGAGGGGGAAAGAAGGCAAGAGGGGGAAAGAAGGCAAGAGGGGGAAAGGAAGGCAAGAGGGGAAAGAAGGCAAGAGGGGGAAAGAAGGCAAGAGGGGAAAGAAGGCAAGAGGGGGAAAGAAGGCAAGAGGGGGAAAGAAGGCAAGAGGGGGAAAAGAAGCAAGAGGGGGAAAAGAAGGCAAGAGGGGGAAAAGAAGGCAAGAGGGGGAAAGAAGGCAAGAGGGGGAAAAGAAGGCAAGAGGGGAAAAGAAGGCAAGAGGGGGGAAAAGAAGGCAAGAGGGGAAAAGAAGGCAAGAGGGGGAAAAGAAGGCAAGAGGGGAAAAGAAGGCAAGAGGGGAAAAGAAGGCAAGAGGGGAAAGAAGGCAAGAAGGGGAAAGAAGGCAAGAAGGGGAAAGAAGGCAAGAAGGGGGAAAGAAGGCAGAAGGGGAAAGAAGGCAAGAAGGGGAAAGAAGGCAAGAAGGGGGAAAGAAGGCAAGAAGGGGAAAGAAGGCAAGAAGGGGAAAGAAGGCAAGAAGGGGAAAGAAGGCAAGAAGGGGAAAGAAGGCAAGAAGGGGAAAGAAGGCAAGAAGGGGAAAGAAGGCAAGAAGGGGAAAGAAGGCAAGAAGGGGAAAGAAGGCAAGAAGGGGAAAGAAGGCAAGAAGGGGAAAGAAGGCAAGAAGGGGAAAGAAGGCAAGAAGGGGAAAGAAGGCAAGAAGGGGAAAGAAGGCAAGAAGGGGGAAAGAAGGCAAGAAGGGGAAAGAAGGCAAAGAAGGGGAAAGAAGGCAAGAAGGGGAAAGAAGGCAAGAAGGGGAAAGAAGGCAAGAAGGGGAAAGAAGGCAAGAAGGGGAAAGAAGGCAAGAAGGGGAAAGAAGGCAAGAAGGGGAAAGAAGGCAAGAAGGGGAAAGAAGGCAAGAAGGGGAAAGAAGGCAAGAAGGGGAAAGAAGGCAAGAAGGGGAAAGAAGGCAAGAAGGGGAAAGAAGGCAAGAAGGGGAAAGAAGGCAAGAAGGGGAAAGAAGGCAAGAAGGGGAAAGAAGGCAAGAAGGGGAAAGAAGGCAAGAAGGGGAAAGAAGGCAAGAAGGGGAAAGAAGGCAAGAAGGGGAAAGAAGGCAAGAAGGGGAAAGAAGGCAAGAAGGGGAAAGAAGGCAAGAAGGGGAAAGAAGGCAAGAAGGGGAAAGAAGGCAAGAAGGGGAAAGAAGGCAAGAAGGGGAAAGAAGGCAAGAAGGGGAAAGAAGGCAAGAAGGGGAAAGAAGGCAAGAAGGGGAAAGAAGGCAAGAAGGGGAAAGAAGGCAAGAAGGGGAAAGAAGGCAAGAAGGGGAAAGAAGGCAAGAAGGGGAAAGAAGGCAAGAAGGGGAAAGAAGGCAAGAAGGGGAAAGAAGGCAAGAAGGGGAAAGAAGGCAAGAAGGGGAAAGAAGGCAAGAAGGGGAAAGAAGGCAAGAAGGGGAAAGAAGGCAAGAAGGGGAAAGAAGGCAAGAAGGGGAAAGAAGGCAAGAAGGGGAAAGAAGGCAAGAAGGGGAAAGAAGGCAAGAAGGGGAAAGAAGGCAAGAAGGGGAAAGAAGGCAAGAAGGGGAAAGAAGGCAAGAAGGGGAAAGAAGGCAAGAAGGGGAAAGAAGGCAAGAAGGGGAAAGAAGGCAAGAAGGGGAAAGAAGGCAAGAAGGGGAAAGAAGGCAAGAAGGGGAAAGAAGGCAAGAAGGGGAAAGAAGGCAAGAAGGGGAAAGAAGGCAAGAAGGGGAAAGAAGGCAAGAAGGGGAAAGAAGGCAAGAAGGGGAAAGAAGGCAAGAAGGGGAAAGAAGGCAAGAAGGGGAAAGAAGGCAAGAAGGGGAAAGAAGGCAAGAAGGGGAAAGAAGGCAAGAAGGGGAAAGAAGGCAAGAAGGGGAAAGAAGGCAAGAAGGGGAAAGAAGGCAAGAAGGGGAAAGAAGGCAAGAAGGGGAAAGAAGGCAAGAAGGGGAAAGAAGGCAAGAAGGGGAAAGAAGGCAAGAAGGGGAAAGAAGGCAAGAAGGGGAAAGAAGGCAAGAAGGGGAAAGAAGGCAAGAAGGGGAAAGAAGGCAAGAAGGGGAAAGAAGGCAAGAAGGGGAAAGAAGGCAAGAAGGGGAAAGAAGGCAAGAAGGGGAAAGAAGGCAAGAAGGGGAAAGAAGGCAAGAAGGGGAAAGAAGGCAAGAAGGGGAAAGAAGGCAAGAAGGGGAAAGAAGGCAAGAAGGGGAAAGAAGGCAAGAAGGGGAAAGAAGGCAAGAAGGGGAAAGAAGGCAAGAAGGGGAAAGAAGGCAAGAAGGGGAAAGAAGGCAAGAAGGGGAAAGAAGGCAAGAAGGGGAAAGAAGGCAAGAAGGGGAAAGAAGGCAAGAAGGGGAAAGAAGGCAAGAAGGGGAAAGAAGGCAAGAAGGGGAAAGAAGGCAAGAAGGGGAAAGAAGGCAAGAAGGGGAAAGAAGGCAAGAAGGGGAAAGAAGGCAAGAAGGGGAAAGAAGGCAAGAAGGGGAAAGAAGGCAAGAAGGGGAAAGAAGGCAAGAAGGGGAAAGAAGGCAAGAAGGGGAAAGAAGGCAAGAAGGGGAAAGAAGGCAAGAAGGGGAAAGAAGGCAAGAAGGGGAAAGAAGGCAAGAAGGGGAAAGAAGGCAAGAAGGGGAAAGAAGGCAAGAAGGGGAAAGAAGGCAAGAAGGGGAAAGAAGGCAAGAAGGGGAAAGAAGGCAAGAAGGGGAAAGAAGGCAAGAAGGGGAAAGAAGGCAAGAAGGGGAAAGAAGGCAAGAAGGGGAAAGAAGGCAAGAAGGGGAAAGAAGGCAAGAAGGGGAAAGAAGGCAAGAAGGGGAAAGAAGGCAAGAAGGGGAAAGAAGGCAAGAAGGGGAAAGAAGGCAAGAAGGGGAAAGAAGGCAAGAAGGGGAAAGAAGGCAAGAAGGGGAAAGAAGGCAAGAAGGGGAAAGAAGGCAAGAAGGGGAAAGAAGGCAAGAAGGGGAAAGAAGGCAAGAAGGGGAAAGAAGGCAAGAAGGGGAAAGAAGGCAAGAAGGGGAAAGAAGGCAAGAAGGGGAAAGAAGGCAAGAAGGGGAAAGAAGGCAAGAAGGGGAAAGAAGGCAAGAAGGGGAAAGAAGGCAAGAAGGGGAAAGAAGGCAAGAAGGGGAAAGAAGGCAAGAAGGGGAAAGAAGGCAAGAAGGGGAAAGAAGGCAAGAAGGGGAAAGAAGGCAAGAAGGGGAAAGAAGGCAAGAAGGGGAAAGAAGGCAAGAAGGGGAAAGAAGGCAAGAAGGGGAAAGAAGGCAAGAAGGGGAAAGAAGGCAAGAAGGGGAAAGAAGGCAAGAAGGGGAAAGAAGGCAAGAAGGGGAAAGAAGGCAAGAAGGGGAAAGAAGGCAAGAAGGGGAAAGAAGGCAAGAAGGGGAAAGAAGGCAAGAAGGGGAAAGAAGGCAAGAAGGGGAAAGAAGGCAAGAAGGGGAAAGAAGGCAAGAAGGGGAAAGAAGGCAAGAAGGGGAAAGAAGGCAAGAAGGGGAAAGAAGGCAAGAAGGGGAAAGAAGGCAAGAAGGGGAAAGAAGGCAAGAAGGGGAAAGAAGGCAAGAAGGGGAAAGAAGGCAAGAAGGGGAAAGAAGGCAAGAAGGGGAAAGAAGGCAAGAAGGGGAAAGAAGGCAAGAAGGGGAAAGAAGGCAAGAAGGGGAAAGAAGGCAAGAAGGGGAAAGAAGGCAAGAAGGGGAAAGAAGGCAAGAAGGGGAAAGAAGGCAAGAAGGGGAAAGAAGGCAAGAAGGGGAAAGAAGGCAAGAAGGGGAAAGAAGGCAAGAAGGGGAAAGAAGGCAAGAAGGGGAAAGAAGGCAAGAAGGGGAAAGAAGGCAAGAAGGGGAAAGAAGGCAAGAAGGGGAAAGAAGGCAAGAAGGGGAAAGAAGGCAAGAAGGGGAAAGAAGGCAAGAAGGGGAAAGAAGGCAAGAAGGGGAAAGAAGGCAAGAAGGGGAAAGAAGGCAAGAAGGGGAAAGAAGGCAAGAAGGGGAAAGAAGGCAAGAAGGGGAAAGAAGGCAAGAAGGGGAAAGAAGGCAAGAAGGGGAAAGAAGGCAAGAAGGGGAAAGAAGGCAAGAAGGGGAAAGAAGGCAAGAAGGGGAAAGAAGGCAAGAAGGGGAAAGAAGGCAAGAAGGGGAAAGAAGGCAAGAAGGGGAAAGAAGGCAAGAAGGGGAAAGAAGGCAAGAAGGGGAAAGAAGGCAAGAAGGGGAAAGAAGGCAAGAAGGGGAAAGAAGGCAAGAAGGGGAAAGAAGGCAAGAAGGGGAAAGAAGGCAAGAAGGGGAAAGAAGGCAAGAAGGGGAAAGAAGGCAAGAAGGGGAAAGAAGGCAAGAAGGGGAAAGAAGGCAAGAAGGGGAAAGAAGGCAAGAAGGGGAAAGAAGGCAAGAAGGGGAAAGAAGGCAAGAAGGGGAAAGAAGGCAAGAAGGGGAAAGAAGGCAAGAAGGGGAAAGAAGGCAAGAAGGGGAAAGAAGGCAAGAAGGGGAAAGAAGGCAAGAAGGGGAAAGAAGGCAAGAAGGGGAAAGAAGGCAAGAAGGGAAAGAAGGCAAGAAGGGAAAGAAGGCAAGAAGGGAAAGAAGGCAAGAAGGGAAAGAAGGCAAGAAGGGAAAGAAGGCAAGAAGGGAAAGAAGGCAAGAAGGGAAAGAAGGCAAGAAGGGAAAGAAGGCAAGAAGGGAAAGAAGGCAAGAAGGGAAAGAAGGCAAGAAGGGAAAGAAGGCAAGAAGGGAAAGAAGGCAAGAAGGGAAAGAAGGCAAGAAGGGAAAGAAGGCAAGAAGGGAAAGAAGGCAAGAAGGGAAAGAAGGCAAGAAGGGAAAGAAGGCAAGAAGGGAAAGAAGGCAAGAAGGGAAAGAAGGCAAGAAGGGAAAGAAGGCAAGAAGGGAAAGAAGGCAAGAAGGGAAAGAAGGCAAGAAGGGAAAGAAGGCAAGAAGGGAAAGAAGGCAAGAAGGGAAAGAAGGCAAGAAGGGAAAGAAGGCAAGAAGGGAAAGAAGGCAAGAAGGGAAAGAAGGCAAGAAGGGAAAGAAGGCAAGAAGGGAAAGAAGGCAAGAAGGGAAAGAAGGCAAGAAGGGAAAGAAGGCAAGAAGGGAAAGAAGGCAAGAAGGGAAAGAAGGCAAGAAGGGAAAGAAGGCAAGAAGGGAAAGAAGGCAAGAAGGGAAAGAAGGCAAGAAGGGAAAGAAGGCAAGAAGGGAAAGAAGGCAAGAAGGGAAAGAAGGCAAGAAGGGAAAGAAGGCAAGAAGGGAAAGAAGGCAAGAAGGGAAAGAAGGCAAGAAGGGAAAGAAGGCAAGAAGGGAAAGAAGGCAAGAAGGGAAAGAAGGCAAGAAGGGAAAGAAGGCAAGAAGGGAAAGAAGGCAAGAAGGGAAAGAAGGCAAGAAGGGAAAGAAGGCAAGAAGGGAAAGAAGGCAAGAAGGGAAAGAAGGCAAGAAGGGAAAGAAGGCAAGAAGGGAAAGAAGGCAAGAAGGGAAAGAAGGCAAGAAGGGAAAGAAGGCAAGAAGGGAAAGAAGGCAAGAAGGGAAAGAAGGCAAGAAGGGAAAGAAGGCAAGAAGGGAAAGAAGGCAAGAAGGGAAAGAAGGCAAGAAGGGAAAGAAGGCAAGAAGGGAAAGAAGGCAAGAAGGGAAAGAAGGCAAGAAGGGAAAGAAGGCAAGAAGGGAAAGAAGGCAAGAAGGGAAAGAAGGCAAGAAGGGAAAGAAGGCAAGAAGGGAAAGAAGGCAAGAAGGGAAAGAAGGCAAGAAGGGAAAGAAGGCAAGAAGGGAAAGAAGGCAAGAAGGGAAAGAAGGCAAGAAGGGAAAGAAGGCAAGAAGGGAAAGAAGGCAAGAAGGGAAAGAAGGCAAGAAGGGAAAGAAGGCAAGGGAAAGAAGGUGCGUUAACGUUAGAAGCCGCAGUAAUGGACCAUCGCCAGCUGUUCUCACCUGAGUCAGACUCCUGGCUGUCGGUGACAUCAUCUUCCCACGAUACGUGCGCCUGCUUCUUGAAACGGCACCUCGGCUGGCGUGUGCGUGACGACAUGGGUUUACGCCUGUGA